Aspergillus steynii IBT 23096 is the source of this 3378-nucleotide messenger RNA. It is a transcript of the gene msh3, whose product is annotated as mismatch repair protein MSH3. Gene Ontology annotation, biological process: mitotic recombination; mismatch repair. The record is from RefSeq and is a predicted model, not a curated record. Lineage: Eukaryota; Fungi; Ascomycota; Eurotiomycetes; Eurotiales; Aspergillaceae. Gene Ontology annotation, molecular function: ATP binding; mismatched DNA binding; ATP-dependent DNA damage sensor activity. The transcript has 3 exons. Gene Ontology annotation, cellular component: nucleus. The coding region runs from base 1 to 3378 and encodes 1125 amino acids.
AUGCCCACACAAUCAUCCCAAUCGCCAUCGGAUUCAUCUCCGAGCCUUAAGCGCAAGCAACCAUCCAUCGCAAGCUUUUUUACGAAAAGACCACAGGCAGCCGAGAAGGCCCCCCACAAUGGCGUCGGCGACCAGCGAAGGUCGACCAAUGGUGUCGCGGAGGCCAGUUCCCAGGAGAAGGAGCAGCAUCAGAAUAAAGCCCACGCCAUCGAUGAAGAAGACGAAGAUAUUGUGACGCCUGUAGCAAAGCGCACCAAAAGAAACGGAGCCCAUUUAGAAGACGAGACCAACACCCCUGCUGAAACUGCCCCACCCCAGACGGACAGAACGCCAUUGUUGAACAGCAGCCAACGAACCGAGCUUUUUCGAUUUACAAGCUCGCCGGUUGCGGUCCCAGAGAAGGAGGAAAUACAGAGAUCAGACGAGGAGGAGAGAGAGCGGCGGAAAGAAAGAGAGAAGCUGCAUAAGCAGUUUGUUCAGAAGCUGGGUGGACCUGAGUGUCUCAUCGGGAUUGGCAGACAUACUGUCAAUGAGACGUCUCUUGUGGCAGACGAGGCUGGGGAUGGCGAUGAAGACGAGGAACCUGCGCCAGCGCCCCCGGCUAAGGGAAAGGCCACGGCAAAGAAAGGCGGAAGCAAGUUGACCCCAAUGGAAAAGCAAGUCAUCCAGAUCAAGCACAAGCACAUGGAUACGAUUCUAGUCGUCGAAGUGGGCUAUAAGUUUCGAUUUUUUGGCGAGGACGCGAGGGUAGCUGCGAAGGAGCUGAACAUUGUUUGCAUUCCGGGGAAGUUCAGAUAUGAUGAACACCCCUCGGAGGCUCAUCUGGAUCGAUUUGCGUCCGCCAGUAUACCGGUACAUAGACUUCAUGUUCAUGUGAAACGACUUGUUUCUGCUGGACACAAAGUUGGGGUAGUUCGGCAAGUCGAAACAGCUGCUCUGAAGGCCGCCGGCGAUAACCGCAACGCCCCCUUCGGCCGCAAGCUCACCAACUUAUACACAAAAGCAACCUACAUUGACGAUGCCGAGGGAUUGGAAGGACCCACACAAGCGAGUGGUGCUUCAUUAGCAACUGGGUAUAUGCUUUGCAUCACAGAGAGCAAUGCGAAAGGUUGGGGAAACGACGAAAAGGUGCAUGUAGGCAUCGUGGCCGUUCAGCCGGCAACGGGUGAUAUUAUAUACGAUGACUUCGAAGAUGGAUUUAUGCGGAGUGAAAUUGAGACCCGGCUGCUCCACAUCUCGCCCUGCGAAGUGCUCAUUCUAGGGGAACUGUCCAAGGCAACUGAAAAGCUUGUGCAACAUCUUUCUGGCGGCAGGACAAAUAUAUUUGGUGACAACAUCCGUGUUGAGAGAGCGCCAAAAUCAAAAACAGCGGCGGCAGAAUGUCACAGCCAUGUUUCCAGCUUCUAUGCAGGGAAAAUGAAGGCGAAUGAUGCCGCGGACGAUGAGGUGUCGAGCAUUUUGCUCCAGAAGGUGUUGAACCUACCCGAGCAAGUAACGGUUUGUCUCUCCGCAAUGAUCGAGCAUCUGACAGAAUACGGCCUGGAGCAUGUUUUCCAGCUGACAAAGUAUUUCCAACACUUUUCGUCUCGGUCACACAUGCUUCUUAAUGGCAACACUUUGGUCAGCCUCGAGAUAUACCAGAACCAAACCGAUCAAUCUGCCAAGGGCAGUCUUUUCUGGACACUGGACCGGACACAGACUCGUUUUGGGCAGAGGCUGCUUCGGAAGUGGGUGGGACGUCCGCUUCUAGAUAAAUUGAGGCUUGAAGAAAGGAUCAAUGCCGUCGAAGAAUUGAAAAACCCAGAAAGGAUUGCUAUGGUAGAGCGUAUCAAAGGCUUACUGGGACGAGUGAAGAGUGAUUUAGAGAAAAGCCUGAUACGAAUCUAUUAUGGAAAGUGUACACGCCCGGAACUUCUUACUGUCUUACGGACAUUGCAGAUGAUUGCCCAGGAGUUUGCUGAUUUCACGUCCCCAGCGGACACUGGGUUUUCAUCAACCGUUGUUAGCGAGGCAGUCGCGUCUCUUCCCACCAUUUUGAAGGAAGUUGUGUUCUUCCUUGAUAAAAUCAAUCUACACGCUGCGAAAAGUGACGACAAAUAUGCGUUUUUCAGGGAAUCAGAAGAGACGGAGGAAAUAAGUGAGCACAAACUUGGAAUCGGCAGCGUCGAGCACGACUUGCAGGAGCAUCUCUCCGUCGCUGCGGAAGCUCUCAAGAGGAAAGAGGCGCGUUACGCUACUGUCGCUGGCAUCGAAUACUUGAUCGAGGUUGAAAACAGUUCACCUGCAAUCAAACGCGUGCCUGCGUCCUGGGUGAAGAUAAGCGGUACCAAGAAGGUCUCAAGAUUCCACACGCCUGAGGUUAUUCAGCUCUUGCGUCUUCGAGACCAGCACAAGGAAGCGUUGGCUGCAGCUUGUGAUCAAGCGUACAUGGCGCUUCUAAGCGACAUCUCGGCAAACUACCAGUCUUUCCGGGACUGUGUGCAAUCUCUCGCGGUUCUUGACUGUCUAAUCUCGCUUUCGAUCAUCGCGAACCAGCCUGGCUACGUCAAGCCUGAAUAUACGGACCACACAUGCAUCCAUGUUGACCAAGGUCGUCAUCCUAUGGUCGAACAGCUGCUGCUGGACAGCUACGUUCCAAAUGACAUUGAUUUGGACAGCGAUGAAACCCGUGCUCUCCUUGUGACAGGUCCAAAUAUGGGUGGUAAAUCCAGCUACGUCCGACAAAUAGCGUUGAUUGCCAUCAUGGGACAAAUCGGGUCCUAUGUUCCUGCUCAGUCCGCUAAGCUUGGCAUGCUGGAUGCUGUCUUUACCCGGAUGGGAGCAUUUGAUAACAUGCUGGCAGGCGAAUCUACGUUCAUGGUGGAGCUUUCUGAAACAGCAGACAUCCUUAAGCAAGCGACACCGCGGUCAUUGGUCAUCUUGGACGAGCUGGGCCGUGGCACAUCCACGCAUGACGGCGUUGCAAUCGCGCAGGCGGUUCUCGAUUACGUGGUUCGGUCUCUUCGCAGUCUCACCCUCUUCAUCACGCAUUACCAACACCUUGCCUCGGUAGUGCACUCGUUCCGCAACCAGGAGCUCCGAAAUGUGCACAUGCGCUUUACGGAAUCGGGAUCUGGGAAGGACGAAGAUAUCACCUUCCUCUACGAGGUUGGAGAGGGAGUGGCCCAUCGUAGUUACGGACUCAACGUUGCGCGAUUGGCGAAUUUGCCAAGGCCUUUGCUUGACGUUGCGAAGGAGAAGAGUGCCGAGUUGGAGGCUAAAAUCCGACGCCGCAGACUUGCGGGCCUGGUGACGGCGGUGGGAAAUGUCACAGACGAUUCAUCCGCCGGGGACGACGCAUUGCUUGCGCGGUUGAUCAGCAGCGCGGAGCAAUUAUAG